AUGUUCUCUUUGUUGACAAUCGUCUAUGCAAUUGCUAUUCUCGUCGCACUUGUUGUGCUCGUUGUUCUCAGUGUUGUUGUCCUUGGAGUUGUUUCGGCAUCUGCCGCCGCCGCCGCCGCCCCAGAUCUCCCGGCUUUCCCCCCUGCUCCGGUAGCCCUGCACAUCCCCGGCCCUGUCGUCCCUGCCAAUAACCCCGUUUUCCCAUCCUCUCAGCCUGGAUCCUCCCCCUCCACUAACCCAAACGAUUAUCAGUACGGUGAGCGGGAGAUGUGGGGAAGCUUGCGACAAAGAUGGAUCGAUGAUGCAAACGAGCCCAACUGCACAGUGCAGGCACUAGAUUUCGAAUUUAGAGACUUGACCCAUGCUAAACACAGGUCCCAAAGAUGGACAUCAAAUUUCAACCGCUGGGGCCCAAGACCCGCCGCUCUUCAAGGUGACCUUGAGGAUUGUGGACUCCCUGUAGGUAAUGAAGAUUACCACGAUAUCAAGAUCUCAAGGAACUCGGUCACUCCGCACCCGAAAAGAGGAAUGGGAACUAACUUUUAUCAUAUCUCGACUGCAAUGGGAGUUAUUGUCCUGAGAAAUGUUGACAAAUACGAUGGACCUUGGUGGAGUCAAGUUGCCCUUGCACAGUACGAUAUUCACUUCGCCCGGAAUAUCUUGAGACACGUUUACCUCGAAAAUGUUGUCAACGAGGACACCAGGAACUUUAUACAAACAAUUUGGGCUAACACUCAACCACCUAAUUCCCAAGGGUUUGAUCGAUCUCCAGCAUCAGUAACUCCAGUGGCCUGGAAUUUUGAUACCCCCGAAUAUAAGGCCAUUCUGGGCACAGAGCUUGGGAAAGGAGUGGCUGCUAUUGUUUUGUCGGCAUUCCCCAGAGGUACACAUCGUAUCACCAGAGUCGUUGUCUGGAAGAAGUCUAUCAUGCAGAUACGAUUUGAUAUUGAAAACAAAGCUUACUUGUAG
Molecule: messenger RNA, 969 nt
Organism: Penicillium samsonianum
Lineage: Eukaryota; Fungi; Ascomycota; Eurotiomycetes; Eurotiales; Aspergillaceae
Exons: 3
Coding region: 1-969 (322 amino acids)
Source: RefSeq, a predicted model, not a curated record